Molecule: messenger RNA, 2081 nt
Organism: Syzygium oleosum
Lineage: Eukaryota; Viridiplantae; Streptophyta; Magnoliopsida; Myrtales; Myrtaceae
Product: transcription factor bHLH62
Exons: 8
Coding region: 208-1803 (531 amino acids)
Biological process (GO): regulation of DNA-templated transcription
Cellular component (GO): nucleus
Molecular function (GO): DNA-binding transcription factor activity; protein dimerization activity
Source: RefSeq, a predicted model, not a curated record
UGAGUGACAUACAAGAACUCCAACACUAUCAUUGCUUGUCCUUGUCACCUAUAUUUUCUCUUUGCUCCACCCCUCUAUAUGUCCCAGCACAAUACUCAACCCCCCACCCUCAAUGGUCUUCUUCUUCUCCUUCUCCUCCUCCCUCAAUCCUCUGCUUUAACUGAUACCCUUCUUUCUCUAGGCUCAUAGCAAUCCCCAGAAGAAGAAAUGGAAGGAAGUUCCACCCCACUGACUCAGAAUUCAUCCACCUUCGGCCUUGGAAUGCACCCCAAUGACCAGCUCCGCAACUGCUUCUUCGUCGCCAGCUGGGACGACUCCCUGGAUCAGGGCGAUCCCUUUGAGUCGGCCCUGAGCUCCAUGGUGUCGUCCCCCAUCGCGCCCCACGCCGGCGAGGGCGACUCCGUCAUGAUCCGGGAGCUGAUCGGGAGGCUCGGCAGCAUCUGCGAUUCUCCCCAGGCCUCCCCGGGGUCCUACAACAACAGCGCCACCAACACUUCCUGCUACAACACCCCGCUGAACUCGCCCCCCCCGCUCAGCCUCUCGAUGGCGGAUCAGCUCGUCCGCGGCGGCUUCCCAGCCCCUGGAGGCCAUUUCCCGGGGCACCCGACUUUCGUGCCGGUCAUGGCCGAUCCCGGGUUUGCCGAGAGGGCGGCAAGGUUCUCUUGCUUCGGCCCUAGGAAUGUGAAUGUCUCCAAUCAAAACGGUGGCCUCGGGUUGAAUGCAUUGGAAUUCCCGGUGAAACAGGGCAAUAAGCUCGAUUCGGGGAGAUUUUGCAGAGUUCCGAGCAGUCACUCACUGAAGACUAACGUCGGAUCUCAAAUCUGUGCACAAGGAGGGACUGAAAGAAGCUUCCUCCAGUCAGGAAUCUCUGCUCCGACCCCUGAAAAUGUAGAAAUGGGGGAUUCCCGCGAGGGGUCUUCGAUCUCCGAACAGGUCACGCACGGAGAGAUGCGUGCCAAGGGACAAAUCGACGUGAAUUCAAGGAAGAGGAAAUCGAUCCCAAAAGGAAAAGCGCGAGAAUCGGUCGCUUCUCCACAAUCUGCUAAAGAUCCUGCGGUUGCGACAGAGAACGAAGAGCCGAUCACGAAGAAAAUCAAACCCGCCGAGGCCGAUGGCGACGAGAUAGACGCGGCGAACGGGAACCAGAAACAGAGGAAUGAGGAUUCGAAGCCUCCGGAGCCGCCCAAGGACUAUAUCCAUGUGAGAGCAAGAAGGGGUCAAGCCACUGACAGCCAUAGCCUUGCUGAAAGGGUCAGGAGAGAGAAAAUAAGUCUGAGGAUGAAGGCUCUUCAGGAUCUCGUGCCUGGCUGUAACAAGGUGACCGGGAAAGCUAUGAUGCUCGAUGAGAUCAUUAACUACGUGCAGUCCUUGCAACGUCAGGUCGAGGUUCUCUCCAUGAAGUUGUCGACUCUGAACCCCAGGAUGGAUUUCAAUCUGGAAGCUUUCCUGUCAAAAGAAAUCUUGCACUCUCGAGACCCGUUACUGAAUUCUCUCUAUCCAAUCGAUUCGUCCGGAUCCAUGUCAUAUGGUUAUGAGCCCCCGCAAGGACUAAUGCCGAUGCCGAGUGUCGAUUCCAACAACAUGGAUACCCAAUUUCCAGUGAAUCUUUUGAAUUCCGGAAUUCACAGAAAUGCCAGCUUGAACUUGCCUCUUGUGGCCAAUUACGGCGAAGCUCCCGCUCCGGCCCCAGCUCUAUGGGAGGAUGACCUUCAAAGUGUAGUCCAAAUGGGUCUCGGCCAAAAUGAGCCUCAGAGAAUAGAACAAGGCUCCCUGGCCCCUGCUCAGAUGAAAAUCGAGUUGUAGUUCCCGGCGUUAACGAACGGUACGAGUCCGACAAUUGACAGGGGGCCCUCACAGAGAGAGAGAGAGAGAGAGAGAGAGAGAGAGCGAGAGAGAGGGAGAGAGGCCUAUGUAUGUACAGACAUAUUCUUGAUUUCAGUAAUUGCUUAGUCAUUCUUUGAAGAAUUCUUUCCAAGAUUGUUGACACUAGAACUAAUUGGGAUCUUGUAUCCGAUACAAUCAUUUGUUUCGGCCUCUAGUGUUACCUCGCCAUUUCUAUAAUGCUGCAAUUUGUUUAUUCA